This is a messenger RNA of Eublepharis macularius, 6121 nucleotides long. RefSeq names its product YEATS domain containing 2 (gene YEATS2). Gene Ontology annotation, biological process: regulation of transcription by RNA polymerase II; chromatin remodeling. Gene Ontology annotation, cellular component: NuA4 histone acetyltransferase complex. NCBI's taxonomy places the organism in Eukaryota, Metazoa, Chordata, Lepidosauria, Squamata, Eublepharidae. The transcript is spliced from 30 exons. Bases 319 to 4494 code for a protein of 1391 amino acids. The record is from RefSeq and is a predicted model, not a curated record. Gene Ontology annotation, molecular function: histone binding.
GCAGCUCUGUAUAAAUAACAUUUCUUGACAAUAAUUUAGCAGUAAUUGAAUUACACUCCCCAACAUCAACUUUUUUCUAGCCAGUAAACAUUUUCAUAGGUAGAGGUUCCCCAGGAUUUGAAAAAUUAUUUCAGGGGUUCUUCCUUGGAAAAAACAUUGAGAAACAAUGCAUUAGAGGAAAGUAUUUGGACACAGCCUUCACUUGUUCCCAGUUAGAGGGGUGACCUAUAUCGAUACCUUUCAGAUGGGAAGUCUUUCUGAGAUGGUUGCACCUAACGUUUGGAUUUUUCCCCCUUCUCUCCAGUGAAGAGGCCAAACAUGUCAGGCAUCAAGAGAGCUAUAGAAGAGAAGGACCCGGACUAUGAAGAGAUCUCAGUUGUACAUACAAACAAACGUCAUAAAGCAGUUGAACAGUCAGCUCGGAAUGCUGCGGUGCAGAAAAUUGAGGACAUUAUUAAAGAUCAGUUUUCAGUAGAAAUGAAGAACAAAGAACAUGAGAUUGAAGUCAUAGAUCAGCGACUGAUUGAAGCAAGAAGAAUGAUGGAUAAACUGCGAGCAUGCAUUGUUGCAAACUAUUAUGCUUCUGCUGGUCUCCUUAAAGUGGGAGAGGGAACCAAGACAUGUGACCCCCUGGUAUUUAAUCAUCCGUCCAUCAAGAAAUUUGUGGAUUCUCCAUCCAGAUCAUCAUCUCCGGCUAAUCAGGGUUCAGAAACCCUGUCAGUUAACCAUUCAGAAAGUGAGUCAUCUCAACAUGUGGACUACUUGAUGGGAAAAGACAAUUCUAAUCUGGAUGCAGAAGAGAGAUUGUCCAGCAAGCUGGACCAGAGACCUAGGAAGAAUUCUGGGCAGGGCACUUCUGUUGCAAGUGAUCGCAAAGCAGGGCUAAGAAGUGCUAGUCUGUCAAAUGAUGAGAAUUCACGGCUGUUUGUAAAGAAAACCAUAGUGGUUGGCAACGUCUCCAAGUACAUUCCUCCUGAUAAAAGAGAAGAGAAUGACCAAUCCACUCACAAAUGGAUGGUGUAUGUACGUGGGUCCAGAAGAGAACCCAGCAUCAAUCAUUUUGUUAAGAAAGUUUGGUUCUUCCUUCAUCCCAGCUAUAAACCUAAUGAUCUUGUUGAAGUCAGAGAGCCUCCUUUCCACCUCACCAGGCGGGGCUGGGGGGAAUUUCCUGUGAGGGUUCAGAUCCACUUUAAGGAUAUUCGGAACAAGAGGAUUGAUAUCAUACACCAUCUAAAGUUGGAUAGAACAUACACUGGUCUACAGACUCUAGGAGCUGAAACGGUAGUGGAUGUUGAGUUGCAUCGGCAUUCCCUUCGAGAAGAAUAUCUAUUCUCCCAGUCUUCAGAUUCUGAUCUUUCUGAUGCCCCUACUUCACUGCAUUUGCCACUAAAUAUGCCAGCCCCAGUUAAGGCAUCUUCACCCAUAAAACAAAUGCAUGAAUCCAUUACAGAUGCUUCGACUGAAAAAGGGUUCAGUGCUGAAGCUGAAAGGCAUACGACUUUUUACUCCUUGCCAUCAUCUUUAGAACGGACUCCCACAAAGCUGGCAACCCAGAAAGUUACUUUUGGCUCCCACGGCAACUCAGCUUUUCAGCCUAUUGCAGCUAGUUGCAAAAUAGUGCCUCAAGGCCAAAUCCCAAGCCCUGCUGAAUCUCCUGGCAAGUCUUUUCAGCCAAUUACAAUGAGCUGCAAGAUUGUAUCAGGGUCUCCUAUAUCAACCCCAAGUCCUUCUCCUCUACCUCGUACUCCAACCUCUACUCCAGUGCACAUGAAGCAAGGAACUGCCACUCCUGUAGUCAAUAACCCUUAUGUUAUUGUGGAUAAGCCUGGCCAACCAAUUGGAGCAGUGGCCACCAGCACAAGCAGCCCUGCAAGUAAGGCUACCAGUGUUUCUCAAGCCUCUCAUGGGACUGGCUCUCCAAUCUCAAAAAGCCAUGGAAGCAAUUCUGUAACCUCUGCUAUCAAGCAGGAGGAUUCACUGUUUGCAACUAUGCCACCUCUUUGUCCAAUUGGGAGUCACUCCAAGGUACAAAGCCCUAAAUCUGUGACAGGAGGAAUUGGAACAUUUACAAAGGUGAUAAUAAAGCAAGAGCCUGGCGAACUGCCCCAGCAGUCUUCAGCACCGCCAGCUGGGACAGCUUCUCAGACCUCUGUGCCACAGUAUGUCACUGUAAAAGGAAGUCACAUGAUUGCUUUGUCACCUCAGAAGCAGGUAGUGAGCACAGGAGAAGGAUCGGCACCAUCCAAGGUUGUUGGUGUUCCAGUUGGUUCUGCUUUACCUGCAACAGUCAAGCAAGCUGUGGCUAUUGGUGGUGGGCAGAUAUUAGUGGCAAAAUCCAACCCAGCAAUAGCUAAGACAGUUGGCACAAAACAAGUCGUAACACAAGGAGUAGCCAAAGCAAUUGUGAGUGGUGGUGGAGGAACCAUUCUUGCCCAGCCUGUGCAGACUUUAACAAAGGCGCAGGUUACAUCAACGGGAGUUCCAAAAAGUGGAUCCCAAGGAUCAGUGAUGGCAACACUGCAGUUACCAGCCACUAACUUGGCAAACUUGGCAAAUCUACCACCUGGCACAAAACUCUACCUUACCACAAACAGCAAGAACCCAUCUGGGAAAGGAAAACUGCUGCUUAUACCUCAAGGAGCCAUUCUGCGAGCCACCAGUAAUGCCAAUCUCCAGUCAGGUUCUUCCACAAGUGGAGGUGGAGGAACGCAAAGCACAAGCACUGGAGUAUCUCAACAUCUAACCUACACAUCUUACAUCCUCAAACAAACGCCUCAGGGCACAUUUUUAGUUGGCCAGCCAUCUCAGCCUAGUUCUGCCAAACAAGUGGCAACAGGGACAGUAGUCCUAAGUAAUACAAGUGCUGGAACGUCAUCUGCUCAAGGACACCAGGCAUUGAAAGUAAUAACUGGACACAAAACUGCUACUUUAUUUGCACAGGCAACUUCUGGUGGACAAGCAUCUCUGAUGAAAAUAUCAGACAAUGCGCUGAAAUCUGUGCCAGCAUCAUCACAACUCUCAAAACCAGGCACUACUGUGCUACGGGUGUCUGGUGGCAUGAUUACUGCAGCAGCAACAUCAGCUGUGACACUUCCAUCAAAUGGAGUUGUGCAGCAAGGAGACAGUGCAAGUUCCAGUUCAUCUCCAGCUGCAAGCUCUGUAGUGAAGGCACCUGGACAACAGCAGCAAGUUCCUCUCAACCAAGCUCAAGCAGCCCCUGCUGUACCAAAUAAAACAAGUGCAUCUUCAGUUGUUAGCAUUGCUUCUUGGGUGACAACCCCAGCUCCUGUGUCUGGCAAAACUGCAGUAUCAGGCUUGUUAAAGAUCCACUCCAGUCAGAACAGCCCACAGCAGGCUGUUCUGACAGUGCCCAGCCAGCUCAAACAAUUAGGUGUGACUGCUGCUUCCGGAGGAGUUCAAACUAUACUGAUGCCUAUGAACAAAGUGAUACAGUCGCUUUCUUCCAGUAAAGUGUCUACUGUCACACCUGUAACUUCCAGUUCUGCAGUAGUUCCCAGCCCUACUGUGGUGCCAGUUGCUAAAGUUAAGCUGGAGCCUGAUUCUGCAGGGCAGAGUUGCAGUUCUGUGGUCCCCCAAGAGAGUCAGGUGACAGUGAAAUCUGAGGAAAGCUCUGAACUUGGAAAUUACAUCAUCAGGACAGAAUAUUUAGAUAAUCUCCAGCAACUCUUGAGAGCAAUAGUGAAGAAAGUUCCAUUAAUUGCUGAGAAAAUCGAAGAUGCUAAUUCGUUCUGUGCCAGUUCAUUGGAACAAUAUUAUAGUUGGAAUAUUGGGAAACGGAGGGCUGCUGAGUGGCAACGAGCACUGACAGUAAGGAAAAUCCUCCAAGAAAUCAUAGAGAAGCAACCAAAAUUCCAUAGUAUAAGCCCCUUGAAAACUAAGCAGGUUGUACAUUGGUGUCGUUCCCGUGGCUAUACACCACCUGAUCCAGAAACCCUGAGGAGUGAAGACUCCAUAGAAGAUGUACUCACUCAAAUAGACAGUGAACCAGAACGCUCAUCUUCUUAUACCACUGCGGAAGAGCUGUGUCGAAAACUUGAAGAGCUGGAGCGUUUCCUCAAGCAAGAGCCAGAAAAUGAUGAGGAAGUGGACAUUCUCAACAUUACUGAGCCUGUGAAAAUAAACAUUAAAAAGGAGCAUGAGGAGAAGCAAGAGGAGGCAAAAUUCUAUCUAGCUUCCCAGCCUGCAUCGGAGUUUGUGAGCAAGACAGCUCAACAGAUUGGAAUUUCCUUUCAGCCUGUAGAGCUGCACAAGAACAUCUAUGCCUCAGUAAUAGAAGAUAUGAUUUUAAAGGCCACAGAACAAUUGGCAAGUGAUAUAUUAAGGGAAGCCAUGGCUGUUGGCUACCAAACAGCUCCUCACAACAGGACUCCAAGAGAGAUCACUGUGAUGAAUAUCCACCAAGCCAUCUGUAAUAUUCCUUUUCUGGACUUCCUCACAAAUAAGCAUAUGGGAAUAUUGAGUGAAGAACAGUGAACUGGGCUGAAAAGCAACAUGAACACUAGAGAAGGACCUUGGCACAAUUCCUCUGUGUCUGAAUAUGUACUUUAAUUCUGAGGAGCUAGGUUACCUUGCAGUAACAAGAUACUUGAAUUCUACAAAGUAAUGUUCCAAUUUCGGGCAGAGGGAGUUUGUUUUUUUAAAAAAACUUCUUUAAAAAAGCAACAAAUACUGCUAUCAGGUUUAUUUGGUAACUGUUCCCAAGUCAGCUGGCAGUGAAAGUUCUAAUUAAUCAGAUCCUGGCCUAGGUUAUUGGGGGGGGGGGUGUUUUUAGCAUGGAAGUUAUUCAUUAUGUGUGGCCCCUAUAAAUAUAAUCUACAGAUGAUUAUAAUUUUCCUGGCCUUCAGGAGGUUAAGAGUCCCUGGCAUGGAGAUGAAAAUCAUAGUCAUAGACAGUGGCUUUACAUUGCAGGUAUCCCCUUAGAAGAGUAUAACUCUGCUUAGGAUGGCACUGUCAGACAGGUGUAUUUAAAAGCUGUGAAAAGUGAUGUGAUUGUAGUGCAAAGUGUCAAGGCAUAUUCUCAGAACAGAUCUUUUUUGCUUCAUCAAUGGAAGCAAAAAUGUUAACUCUUCUCAGAGUUAGGUUUGGAGUCCUCUGGAAGAUUGUCCAAAAUGACUGAAAACCUGAAAUCACCUAUCACACAACCUGAUAUCACACGGCUGGGCAAUAAAUGCUGCCAUUCAUUCUCUAUGUGGUAAUAUUUGUUCUGUAGGCUGCCAUUGGCUGAGAUUCUUUGCUUAAAUAGUUGGAGAGCCGCCUGUUGUUUUUGCUCAUUGUGACCAAAUCUUACUCUGCUUGAUGAUUGAAAAUAUUGACUAGGGAAGAGCCCCUUCAUUUGAAUUCCUGAUCAUAGGAAUGAUUUAACCCACAUUAAACUAGACAGUUAGGACAAAAUAUAGUGGAAGAGAAUCUGCUUCAUUCAAGCCCUUUGCUGGAUUCAUAUUUGUGGUCCUUAGCAUAUUUAAGGAUUAGGAAACUGAACACUCCACAUGCUAACAACAAAUUCUGAAAAACACGAAACCAUGUGCUAAUCUCAGUUCUGUCCCUGUAUGGCCUCUUCUAGGUCAUGGAACUCACAGGCCAGUUAAUUAGCAUUUAGCUAGCCCUAAUGCGUCAUUUUACUGAUUGUCUUUCACUUGAUUUUUGUUGUAGGAAAGUUAAUUUAUCAUAUAUUAAUAUUCAUGUCAAUAUUGAUCUUCAGUCUAAUUGCAUAGAUUGCUUUUUAAAAAUGUGGCUAGUCUUGACCCUUGUGAGAAUGAAACUGCUAUUUCUCAUUGGAAUUAAGAAUAUCUGUUCUGUCAAAACUUAGCAUGCAUCAGAUUUAAUUUUUUUUUAAGUUUUUAAAUAUCCUUUUCAGUGGAAAAUGGAAAUAUUUUCUAGCAGUACCAAGACUUACUUUCAGUAAAGGUUGAACUAGAUUAACGGGACUUCCACAUACACAGAUUGCUUUUGCUCAAUCAGAGCAAUAUUCCAGUCAGUUGAAGACUACCUUACAAAACAUUGUCCAAAUUGGUUCAUUGCUUAAAUCUUCUGCAUUGUCUGUACUAUAAUGUAUAAUUGUGUAAAAUACAUUUUACAAUAAAUUUUCUUGGUUAAAUAUUAA